Molecule: messenger RNA, 918 nt
Organism: Nicotiana tabacum (common tobacco)
Lineage: Eukaryota; Viridiplantae; Streptophyta; Magnoliopsida; Solanales; Solanaceae
Source: RefSeq, a predicted model, not a curated record
AUGAAUACUCAGUGCCUGGAAACAACAACGCAAAUUCCCCCAGAACCACCUGACAUCUCACCAAAAACAUUCACACACACACACACUGCAAAACAGCCCCCACUCAACUUUAAGGAAAAUUUGCUUGCAAAUGAAGAACAAAUUGAUUUGGAAAUGGAUCCCAUUGACGAUAUACAAAUGCAAGAUUCAAGUACUGCAACUACUAUCCAGCCACAAGAGAAGUUAUCUCCAUACGUUGGUGGAAUCAAAGCAAUUACACUCACAGACCAAGAAAAAGAAGCACUUAACUAUCCAUGGAAAUUCUCCUUAAUUAUUAAACUCUUUGGAAAAAGAAUAGUUCACUAUUACUUAAAAGCAAAAAUACAAGAGUUGUGGAAACCUACGGAACAAUUCCCUCUAAUAGAUCUGGGCUAUGAUUAUUACAUUGUUAAGUUCACACAAGAAGAAAACAUGCGGAAGGUACUCCAAAAUCGGCCAUGGUUCGUUAAUGGACACUUCCUGUCGAUUAAGCAUUGGGAACCAAAUUUUGUGGUUGCAGAUGCCCAACAAACUAUCUCUGCGGUUUGGGUACGAUUGCCACAACUCCCCACGGAGUUCUAUGAUGAAUCUUUACUGAGGAAAAUUUGGAAUUCUAUCGGAUCAUUGCUAAAAAUUAAUGCUUGUAUGAGUACCACUCUUAGAGGACGGUAUGCUAGGUUGUGCAUCCAAGUUCCAUUAGAGGAACCCGUCACUACACGAAAACUUAUUGGCUCACAUUUGCAGCAAAUAAUAUAUGAAGGGGAGGGUUUUUUAUGCAAACUAUGUGGAAGGUUGGGCCACACAAGAUCAAGAUACCCGUAUCAGGAAAUCAAAGGCCAUGAUCAAAACAAAUUGACCAACAACCAGCGUCUCAUAAAUCAUGUACAAGAGGAAGAGUGA